This is a messenger RNA of Corapipo altera (White-ruffed manakin), 446 nucleotides long. RefSeq names its product nucleoredoxin like 1 (gene NXNL1). Gene Ontology annotation, biological process: photoreceptor cell maintenance. The record is from RefSeq and is a predicted model, not a curated record. Gene Ontology annotation, cellular component: mitochondrion. The coding region runs from base 33 to 446 and encodes 137 amino acids. The transcript has a single exon. NCBI's taxonomy places the organism in Eukaryota, Metazoa, Chordata, Aves, Passeriformes, Pipridae.
CUCCCCUCCUGCCGAGCCUUCCUCCCUCUGCCAUGUCCGCGCUCUUCGCCGGGAAGGUGCUGAAGGCGAACCGGGAGGAGGACGAGCUGGACACGGAGCGGGAGCUGCGCGGGGCGCUGGACAACAAGGUGCUGCUGCUCUACUUCGGCUCGGGGCAGUGCCCGCGCUGCCAGGACUUCGCGCCCCUGCUCAAGGACUUCUUCCAGCGCCUCACCGACGAGUUCUACGUGGAGCGCUCCCGCCAGCUCGUCCUGGUCUACGUGUCCCGCGACGAGACGGAGGAGCAGCAGAGCGCCUUCCUGCGCUCCAUGCCCCGCCGCUGGCUCGCGCUGCCCUUCGGGGACACCUUCGGCAGGUACGGCCGGGGCACGGGGGUCCUGCACCCGCGGGUGGCUUGGGGGGCCGAGGGUCUUGUCUGGGGGCCGAGGGUCUUGUCUGGGGGUUGA